Molecule: messenger RNA, 2252 nt
Organism: Mirounga angustirostris (Northern elephant seal)
Lineage: Eukaryota; Metazoa; Chordata; Mammalia; Carnivora; Phocidae
Gene: PARD6G
Product: par-6 family cell polarity regulator gamma
Exons: 3
Coding region: 246-1337 (363 amino acids)
Biological process (GO): centrosome cycle; regulation of cellular localization; establishment or maintenance of cell polarity
Cellular component (GO): cell cortex; apical plasma membrane; nucleus
Molecular function (GO): protein binding
Source: RefSeq, a predicted model, not a curated record
GGGGCGGGUCCUCGGGGCGGCGAGCGCGGCGUCCCCCGCUCCUCCCGCGCGCGGCCCCUGGAGUCCCGAGGCGCGCGGCCAGCCCAGCUCGGGCCGCCGCACUCGGAGCGGCUGGGCGGCCGAGCUAGCGCGGGCCGGGCUGGGUCGGGGUCGGGGCCGGGGCGGGGGGCGCCGCCCCCAGCGUCCUCCUGCAGCCCCUGGAGCGAGGAGCCAGGGAGAAGACGAGGCUGAGCGGGGCCGGAACCAUGAACCGGAGUUUCCACAAGUCUCAGACCCUGCGCUUCUACGACUGCAGCGCGGUGGAAGUCAAGAGCAAGUUUGGGGCGGAGUUCCGAAGGUUCUCCUUGGACCGUCAGAAGCCGGGGAAGUUCGAAGACUUCUACAAGCUGGUCGUGCACACGCACCACAUCUCCAACACUGAUGUGACCAUCGGCUAUGCGGACGUGCACGGGGACCUGCUGCCCAUCAACAACGAUGACAACUUCUGCAAGGCGGUCUCGAGCGCAAACCCUCUGCUCCGGGUCUUCAUCCAGAAACGAGAGGAGGCGGAGCACUGCAGCUUCGGGGCCGGCUCGCUGUCCCGCCGGAGGAAGCCCCUGGCGCUGCGGGAGGACGGCCCCCGCCGGCGCGCACACCUGCACAUCGGCCUGCCGCACGACUUCCGCCCCGUGUCCUCCAUCAUCGACGUGGACAUCCUGCCCGAGACGCACCGCCGCGUGAGGCUGUACAGGCAUGGCUGCCAGAAGCCCCUGGGCUUCUACAUCCGUGACGGCACGAGUGUGCGCGUCGCCCCGCAGGGGCUGGAGAAGGUGCCCGGCAUCUUCAUCUCGCGCAUGGUGCCGGGCGGUCUGGCCGAGAGCACCGGGCUGCUGGCCGUGGACGACGAGGUCCUGGAGGUGAACGGCAUCGAGGUGGCCGGGAAGACGCUGGACCAGGUCACGGACAUGAUGAUCGCCAACAGCCACAACCUCAUCGUCACGGUCAAGCCGGCCAACCAGAGGAACAACGUGGUGCGCGGUAGCCGCGCCUCGGGCAGCUCGGGCCGCUCCUCGGACAGCGCGGCCAGCCGCCACAGCCUGCCCGCCGCCCCCGCGCCGCUGCACCUGCAGCCCGACGACGCCGACAGCGACGACGAGCCCGACGUGGUGCUCGAGGGCGUCCUGGAGCCGCGGCCGGGGCCCAGGCCGCCGCCGCCGCCGGGCAGCCAGGCGCGGGUCAACGGCGCGGGCCCGGCGCACCGGCUGCUCAGCUCCCUGCGCGCAGACCCGCGCCAGAGCCUGGCCCUGCCGCUGCCGCCGGGCGCCGUGGAGGAGCACGGCCCGGCCGUCACGCUGUAGCCCCGGGCGCCCUGCGCGGCGCUCGUCGGCUGGAGUCCGGCCGAAGGUCAGGAGGGAACGGAGACUCCGCCCUUUUGUUUUGAUCGCCCACACCCCGCGCGUGACUCGACCUUAGGAUGGAAAAGACAAAUGCUAUUUUUAGAGACUUUCUCCACGGAGCAUAAAAUGCACACGCCCGCAGUCCGUACCCAGCCAGACACACGUCCCGGCACUCCCGCGACCAAGUGCAGAAAAUGUUGCAGUUUCGAGAAUACUUUUAUAAGCGAAGCUUUAAAAGUACUUUUUUAAAGACAGUACACCGCGCUUUUAAUGUGACUCGUGCAGACGCAGCCAGUUCUUACUGAGCUCCGCUGCCUUGCACGCUCCGCUGAUGGGCAGGACGCCACCCGAACCUACAAGACGUAUGACUGUAGACCAUGAAUUUCAAAUUUCCACAUUGCUGAUAGCUGUACUUCAGAUAGCCGGGGGGUGUUGGACUCCCAAACAUCCCCGGGGAAGAAGAGCUGGCCUGAAUCAGUCAGGGCCUCGCAGGCAGGCGGUCAGAGGGCAAAUGCCGGCUCUGCUGGAUUGGAAGGGGACGCUCAGCAAUACUUUUGUGACCAAAAGCCAAUAUUUACUCUGUCUUUUCCUGUGGACUGAUUGAAUCUGAGGGCAAUUUUUGAAAUAUUAUCAGCAGAAAGGAUGGAUAAGCCUACCACACACCUCCAGCCAGGCCUUUGAAAGCUCAUAUUCAUUUGGAUGUAUAGUUUCUGUUGUCUUUGUUUUUAAAUAACAAGUCACCUGGAACUUGAUUUUUAACACAGAAUAAAUUCAUUGUCACUUCCCCUCGAUCUUCCAGCAAUAUUUAUAUAUUUAGUAAUUUUAAAAGUUUAUUCAUGUUUGAUCCAGUUUUAUAUGAAGUCUAUUUUGCUUGAA